GUUUCGACGAUAAAAAGCUCGUACUAUACAGCUGUAGAAUUCCUUAGUCUCAGCUGUAUGUCCUUACUGUUAAGCUUAGUACCAACGUUGCCCCAUCCUUGUACAGCGGCAGUGCAACAAGAACACGUCGCAUGCCAAUGCAGUCUCCAUGUUCAUGCGUGGAACUGUACGCGAAGAAAGAACACCAAUACAGCAGCAGAAGCUCAACGCUCGGCGAGUCGUAGCCGUCAGAUGCCGCCAGCUGGACCAGCGGGAUGCUCCACGUCGGUUCCAGUCACAAGCACGCUGGAAAGCAAGCUGCACCGUGGCAUCCAAGCAGGUGGAGCCAAUCGUCGUCGAACGCCAAGAUCCAGAGACCAGGGGACGGGUCAAUGAUGCCGUUGUGCAAAAACUCGAACGUCCACUCGCACAAAAUCGUCGGCCGGGGGAUCGCCGCUAGAUGGACGAGCAGUGCGCUGAAGGCAAUUCUACCGAAGGCAGCCGGACGAGUGGAUGGCCUACACGUCGGACGCACUUACAUGUAUGCGUGGUGGCUGUUGAGGGGGGCCACCAUGUGGCUCAAGGAGGAUGCGUCGAUGGUGGUGCUGUUGGCAGCUUGCAGGCGCCGAUUCGGAGGAUGCCAGACGCGUGCAGUUGGGGAAGAGGUCGCUUAGCUGUGUUGAGUGAGCUGGCGUAGUACAGGGUGG
Messenger RNA from Aphanomyces astaci, 686 nucleotides. RefSeq lists its product as hypothetical. The record is from RefSeq and is a predicted model, not a curated record. The coding region runs from base 255 to 653 and encodes 132 amino acids. NCBI's taxonomy places the organism in Eukaryota, Oomycota, Saprolegniomycetes, Saprolegniales, Verrucalvaceae. The transcript has a single exon.